This is a messenger RNA of Rubroshorea leprosula, 806 nucleotides long. The record is from the annotation of a GenBank genome assembly. Lineage: Eukaryota; Viridiplantae; Streptophyta; Magnoliopsida; Malvales; Dipterocarpaceae.
AACAACCUCUCAGGAAUUUGAAAGAAAAAAAAAAACUGACGAAAAAUGAAGAAACAGAAAUAUUUAUUCAUGAGAGAAAAACCGACUGCAAUUAUUUGAUCGGGUUGCUUUUAUUGCGUUUCCUAAUUAGCCAAGGAUUAGGGUUCCGGAGGCUUACUUAUGUUGUGGCUUGAUUUGCUGCUGUUCUUCAAUUUGAUCUUCGGAUCUUCUUUUCCGGUGAUUCUGGAAUCUUGAUGCAGGGGAGAGAUAGUUGAACGAUGGAGGAACCUGCUGCUAACGAUGCGGAACGUGAAAUCGAGCUAGUGAUGGGAGACGAAAGCAUGCUGAUCGGCGAUAAUGGAGAUUCGUUGCAGCCGGACGCUAUGUUUCUCACCGAAUUGAAUCUUCUUCUGGUGGUUCUUUCGAUGUUCGCUUUGUCUGAUGAAGAGUGUGUGAAUUUGGAUGGGAGAGAGAAGAGAAGGCGUCAGAGAUCACGAGGCGAACGCUUCUGUAACGAGAUUGCAGACCAGAAGACGAGAAAUCAAUGUGGGAAAGGGAAAGCCAGUGGGCCGACGAUCACAGAGGUUCCAAACAAGGCCUAAAGAUUUUAGGUGAGUGAGAAUUCAAGUUUCCGAUGUAACAUUUAAUUUUUCUUUGAGAUGAAGACGAAUAAUAUAGUUUAACAUUUAAUUUUUCAUAAUAUAUGAAAAAACUUAAACUAAAGCUAACUCAAAAUUUUGAACUAAAGGAGGUUUAAUGAUCAACAGAUAAAGUGAUAAAACCAUCUGUAACUACUCUCCAUUGGCAUAUAAAAAGGCCAUUAGGAA